This is a messenger RNA of Oxyura jamaicensis (ruddy duck), 1333 nucleotides long. Its product is annotated as adenosylhomocysteinase 3-like. The record is from RefSeq and is a predicted model, not a curated record. The transcript is spliced from 11 exons. Gene Ontology annotation, cellular component: cytosol. Gene Ontology annotation, biological process: L-methionine cycle. Lineage: Eukaryota; Metazoa; Chordata; Aves; Anseriformes; Anatidae. Bases 1 to 1290 code for a protein of 429 amino acids.
AUGUCGGUGCAGGUGGCGGCCCCCGCCGUGGAGCUGAAGGAGCUGGGCGGCCCCAUGGACAAGGCAGCGGGGCCGUCGUGUCCCGCCGCGGCCCCUCCGUCGUGUCCGGUGCCCGUUACCGAGCGGGAGGCGGCUCCGGCGGCCGAGCGGCCCCCUCCCGCCUCCUCCUCCUCCUCCUCCUCCGCCGCCGCCAGGGUGCCGCAGGCCUCGGCCAUGAAGCGCAGCGACCCCCUGCUCCCCCAGCACCGGCACCAGCACGGCGGAGGGGGCGAUAACAACAACGGCGGCGGCGGCGCGGCCGAGGCGCUCGUCAGCCCCGACGGCACCGUCACCGAGGCGCCGCGCACCGUCAAGAAGAUCCAGUUUGCCGACCAAAAGCAGGAAUUCAACAAGCGCCCGACGAAGAUCGGCCGCCGCUCGCUGUCCCGCUCCAUCUCGCAGUCGUCGACCGACAGCUACAGCUCAGCUGCCUCCUAUACAGACAGCUCCGACGAUGAGACCUCCCCCCGCGACAAGCAGCAGAAGAACUCCAAAGGCAGCAGCGAUUUCUGCGUCAAAAACAUCAAGCAGGCCGAGUUCGGGCGCCGAGAGAUCGAAAUUGCUGAACAAGAAAUGCCUGCGCUGAUGGCUUUGAGGAAGAGAGCUCAGGGAGAGAAGCCGCUGGCUGGGGCCAAGAUCGUGGGCUGCACGCACAUCACAGCGCAGACAGCCGUCCUGAUGGAGACCCUGGGUGCGCUGGGUGCCCAGUGCCGAUGGGCUGCCUGCAACAUUUACUCUACUCUCAACGAAGUGGCUGCGGCCCUCGCCGAGAGCGGGUUCCCUGUCUUCGCCUGGAAGGGAGAAUCCGAAGACGACUUCUGGUGGUGCAUCGAUCGCUGCGUCAACGUCGAAGGAUGGCAGCCCAACAUGAUCCUGGAUGACGGAGGCGACCUCACGCACUGGAUUUACAAGAAAUACCCCAACAUGUUCAAGAAGAUCAAGGGGAUCGUGGAGGAGAGCGUGACCGGCGUCCACAGGCUGUACCAGUUGUCUAAAGCCGGGAAGCUCUGCGUGCCAGCCAUGAAUGUCAACGACUCGGUCACGAAGCAGAAGUUCGACAACCUGUACUGCUGCAGGGAGUCCAUCCUGGAUGGCCUUAAGAGGACAACAGACAUGAUGUUCGGAGGGAAGCAGGUCGUGGUUUGUGGCUACGGGGAGGUGGGAAAGGGCUGCUGCGCGGCGCUGAAGGCCAUGGGCUCCAUCGUGUACGUCACCGAGAUCGAUCCCAUCUGCGCCCUGCAGGCCUGGUGAGCGCCGCGCCCGGCUUCUUCUUUGGGCUUUUUUUUUUUCAGGA